This is a messenger RNA of Sebastes umbrosus (honeycomb rockfish), 2779 nucleotides long. RefSeq names its product UDP-GlcNAc:betaGal beta-1,3-N-acetylglucosaminyltransferase 2, like (gene b3gnt2l). Gene Ontology annotation, molecular function: protein N-acetylglucosaminyltransferase activity. Bases 331 to 1611 code for a protein of 426 amino acids. The transcript has 2 exons. NCBI's taxonomy places the organism in Eukaryota, Metazoa, Chordata, Actinopteri, Perciformes, Sebastidae. The record is from RefSeq and is a predicted model, not a curated record. Gene Ontology annotation, cellular component: membrane.
UGGUGUUACAUGAAGCACCGGACAGGCUGGACGCUCGCGCCCCGCCCACAUCCACAUCCACCUGUCCUCGCGCCGCACCGGGAUCUGAAGGCUCGUGGAUGCUGCUGACUUCUUCCGCCGCUCCGAACCUGCAGUCUGUCUGCUUCAGCCUCUCUGCUCGGUGCUCGGUAGAAGCUAAUCUCAUCCAUCAUCUGGGCUUUAGUACAUCCAGUGUCACCUGCUGACGGAGUCUGUGUAACCUGAAGACAUCACACACCAGGUCCUGGGAACAUCUCCCUGAACAUCUCCAUUUCUAGGAACAACACAGCUUGGUUUACUCACCUCGAGCCAAUGAGACGCAUUCAAACCUUCAUUGCUUUGGUUCUCUCUGUGACCUUAUUUCUGAUCUUCGUCUACUCGACCCUGCACCGAGAGAUGACCAACAGUUAUGGGGCUUUACCAGAGGACCUCCUGAAGCAUUCCAGCGUCCAGGCCCGUGUUAGUGAUGUGACUACACAAUCCUCCAAGAAGGAGAGCUUAACCACACUUUACCUCAAUGACAACAGUGUGUCUGUUUCUGACAGCUUCAGAAAGUCCAUCCCUCAAAAUGGAGCGUACUGGAACCGUCUGCUGUACUCGGCCCUCGGUAAACUGGACAAGGGAGAAAAUCCUUUCAUACAUGACGCCGCUUGGUCUCGCUGCAGGGAGACAAAUCAAGAGCUUCUGAAAACCAACAUGCACGACUUCUCUUCCUACCCUUUCUUAUUCCAGGACUUUUUGCAGGGCAUGCACUGCAGGUCCCCUCCAGCCCUGCUCAGACAGCCCAACAAGUGCAUCCCUGAUAAAGGGAAGGGAGACAACCAGACCUUCCUGCUUUUUGCUAUCAAGUCAACUCCUGAGAACUUUGUGAAGAGACAGGCGGUGCGGGAGACCUGGGGCCGAGAGGGGACGCAUCAGAGUGGACUGAGGGUGCGCACUGUGUUUCUGCUGGGUACCCCCCCAUUGGAUAACCCUGACCUCAGCCAACUGCUCUCAUUUGAAUCGAGACACUUUGGGGACGUCCUGCAGUGGGACUUCCAUGAAUCCCUCUUGAACCUGACGCUCAAAAUGACCAUGUUCCUCCACUGGACACUGACAUACUGUCCUAAUGCCGCCUUUGUCUUUAGUGGGGAUGAUGACAUAUUCGUCAACACGCCAGCGUUACUCGGCUACCUGCGGUCUCUGGAUCCUUCGAAGGCCUCUCAGUUUUACGCUGGACAAAUGAUAAACUCAGCAAGUCCCCUCAGGGAUCCUAAAAGCAAAUACUACAUUCCUCUGAGUUUCUACGACGGCCCAUACCCUGCGUAUGCUGGCGGAGGUGGUUAUCUCAUCUCCGGAGCGUUGCUGAAACCCCUAUAUUCAGUUUCACGCGUCAUGCCCUUCUUCCCCAUCGACGACGUCUACGCCGGGAUGUGCUUUCAGGCUUUGGGGGUUUCUCUGGAGGCAAACGAGGCCUUUCGGACCUUCGACGUCAAGGAGCAGGAUCGUGAGAAUCUGUGUAUACAUAAAUCUCUCAUUGUGAUUCAUCAGCGCUCCCCACUGGAGAUGAAGAAGCUGUGGAAGGGCAUUCACAGCCCUUUGUUGACUUGUUGAACAGGACCGGUGGGCAUAAGAUGCAGCGAUUUAAAACAAAAUAAAACGUAAAGUAAAGUAACACUGACUGCAGCGACAGAUGGCUUAUUUGCUUUCAUCAUUGUCCCGUUCACUGUCCUGUUUCAAAUGUAAUUUAGGGUUUGUACUACUGUUGACAUCGUUGACUUAAACUUACUUUACUACUGAAUUUGAAGUUACUACAAGGAACUUUCAUUUUGUGUUGAUUUUGGCGGCCCAGAUGGACAAAAGCGCUAGGACCAGCGGAGCGAUGCUGCUGCCCGGCACGGAGCUCUCCACCUCCCGCCGGCGCUCCGGCUGCAGGUCGAAGGUGGCAGCGAAGCCGGAUCUGGGUCUGUCCGCUGCCGCAGGCGCCGCUGGAGUCUGAGCUGAAGGAGUUCCUGGUGAACCUGCAUGAUUUCACCAGAAUCGGAGCCGGUGGCACCGUGGCAGGCAUUCAGAAUAACUACAUAGAAAUAUCCAAAUUUCUUGCCGAUGGUCUCGUUUACUUAUCUAGGUUGCUUUUGUAGGUCAUAUAGAGGCAUCAGUAUUAAAUUGAGACUUUCAUAACCAGUUAAAAACUCUUGUGUAGUAACUUUAAAUAAAAAAAAUAAUUCAACCAAGACAACGCAAAGUUCCAUAUUUUUAUUUUCCACAAAACACCAAACAUGUAACAUGAGUGUACAGACCCAUCUAAAAUUUGGGUGUGUAUUCUAAAAACCAUUCAAAUAGGAAAGUUUUAUGACACAAGUCCAUCAGUCACCUCCAUGUUACACAAGAAAACCUGUUGAAUACUAUGAUCACAUUACAGGAAGAGGGGAAAAUACACAAUAGGGGGAAACUUCCACCGUUUAUUGCUCGAUUUGUUUCUCUUCCGCAGUCAACCUGUCCCAGCAUGUUUUGCUGCACUAUAAUAACAUCGGUAAAAUUGGAGUUAGAGUGAAACAAAGGUGUGAUUUAGCAUUUAUAGAGGAGCUUUACUACUGACAGUUAAUCUAUUAACUUAAGGCACCAAACCCCAGAGGCAUGAAGUAGGAUAUUUUUGAAAGCACGAUCUUUCUCUUCUUCCAAAGUUGUGCAGAAAGAAAUGACACUCGUCAUAUCAAAACUAUAUUUUUAAAAGGUGUGCAACAGUUUAUCCCGGUGUCAAUCCUCACCCACUCCCACAUAU